Molecule: messenger RNA, 825 nt
Organism: Mucor mucedo
Lineage: Eukaryota; Fungi; Mucoromycota; Mucoromycetes; Mucorales; Mucoraceae
Exons: 5
Coding region: 1-825 (274 amino acids)
Source: RefSeq, a predicted model, not a curated record
AUGUUCUAUGGUCAGAUGGCAGAAAAUAAGCUUGGGAGACUCUUGGUAGAUAUAAAAGCUGUAUUGAAGUCCUUGUCUUUGUUUUCAAAGUCCGUGAAUGAUGCUAAAAAGGGAAGAACCACGCCUCAACCACCAAAGAUUCCCAAAAGCAUCCAAAUUAUUGGCCAGUACUACAGUGUCUACAUUGGAAAAAUCCCGCCACGUUUGACAAUCAAUGGGACACUGAUUAUCGCGGACAAACCAAUUUCAAGUACUUACCCUCAACGGAACAAGAAAUAUAGAGAGGCAAUACUACAGCAACAUAAGUCACAGCUACAAUACAGCCUAUCACGUAUACCGGCAAAGAAAUGUUUCCUCUUUUGGAACCUGGCACUAGUGGCAGUACAACAAAAUGUUAUAUACCGACUAUUGACUCGUUCCAUCCCUUCUCGUCGAUAUAUGCAUCAAAUUUUCCCAGAGAAAUUUAAUUCCGCCCAAUGCCAGAUCUGUUUGUCUUCGAUUGAAUCAUCAAAACACAUGCUUUUUUACUGCCCCUCGAAGGCUAACAUUUGGAAAACUAUCAUAUCCGAAUUUCUUUGGCCUACGACCAACAUAUCAAAUAUAAUCGCUGCAACUUUCACUUUGAACUUCCAACCCAUCGCAUACUGCCAAAAACCAGGUUUAACAGUACAGAAUGUUAUCCUCUGCACCUUGGCCAACAUUUGGAAAUCUCACUUCCGUAGUAGCUUCAACUCUACACCUUUUCUCUGGCCUGUAGUUGUGCAACAGAUUCGUGCACACCUCUCAUCCUUUCAAGCUGAAGGCUCCCUCCAAAACCUGUUAUAA